Trichomycterus rosablanca is the source of this 2154-nucleotide messenger RNA. Its product is annotated as coiled-coil domain-containing protein 18. The coding region runs from base 314 to 1996 and encodes 560 amino acids. The transcript has 13 exons. The record is from RefSeq and is a predicted model, not a curated record. Lineage: Eukaryota; Metazoa; Chordata; Actinopteri; Siluriformes; Trichomycteridae.
AUUCAGACGCACCGUUAGCUUCUGUACAGCAAAUAAGAACCUUAAAAUUUACUCCUGUAAAUAUUCAGUUUAGUAGUUAGCCAUUAAAGUUUUCAUUUUAAAGUUUUAAAGAAAAAUACGUUUAUUUAUUUAUUUAUUGAAAAGCCUUCUUGUGUUUUUAACUGACACCAGCUGAGGUUGGCUGUCCAGACUACAGAACAUCGUCCUGGACUCAACAUCUUUAACCAGGAUUAUUCAAAACUUCUAGCAUACAUGACAUGACUGCUGAUCACAGUGUGUUGCAGUAUAUAACCUUUCCUUAUCCAGAGAAACCAUGGAAGCUAAACAGGCACUUCAAGCUCAAACCUUUUCCGCUCAGGAAUUAGAGAUAAAAAAUGCUCAGCUGAGGAGAAUCCUGAGCACCGCAGAGCAGGAGAAAGCCUCACUCAUCCUGGAGAACAGAAAGCUUAUAAACGAGCUAGAGACUCUGCAGCUUGAGUUGGCUAGCUCCAAAACCAAAGUGUCUGUUUUGGUAUCCAUGGUUGGAUCCAAAACCUCCAGCAUGUCGCAGAUGAAGGAGGAGUUGGCACAUCUCAAGGCAGAGCUGCAGACUAUGCGAAUUUCACACAGAGAUGUUGGUAAAAAGCUGAAAGAGACUCAAGAAGUUCUUGCCAUGAGGAAUAAAGAGGUGAAGCAGCUAAAGGAGGAGCUGGAUAAACAGACCUGCCAAAGUAUCAGCCAGUUACAGAAAGACGCAGAGCAUGUGCAGGAUCUGAUCGCUAAAGUAAAUAAGACAGAUCAACCGGAAGCAGAUCUGAAGAUGCAUCUAAAUAAGGUGACCCAGUUGGAGAAACAGCUUGAGGAUGAAAAGGGCUCAGCUUCCAGAGAGCUGAAGAAAACAGAACAGAGAGUUCUGGAGGCUAAACAGGACGUCCAGAUACACCCGAGACACAGAGCUAAACCCUGCAGCUCUGUCACCCGGCUACAGGAGGAAAUGAACAAGUACAGAGGUGAGCUGAGCGAAAAGGAGAGGGAGCUGCUGAAGAUCCGCAGGGCCAGCGGAGCUAAAGCAUCCCAGCUGGCUCAGAUGGAGAAGAUGCUGCAGGAGACCAAAGGCAUGCUGGAGAAGAAAAACGAGAUGGGUAUGGAAAAAGAGGCUUGCGGGGACACCAUGGUAUCUGAGCUGGAGGAAAAGGUGCAGCGCAGUAAGCGGGAGCGGCGUAACUCUCUGCACCGCACUCAGCUGCUGGAGAGUCAGAUGAAGACGGUGCGAGGCGAGCUGGUGGAUACGCUGGACCAUCUGCAGGCACUCAGAGACGUGUUGCGCCGCUCCCAGCAGAAAGCAGAGGAGCGUCAAGCAGCCAUGGAGAAACUGACCUCCGAGCUCAGGGAAACAAGAGGACAGGUGGAGCUGUUGAGAAAAGAGGUUAAGGACAAAGAUGAGGCGAUCAAAGAAAGAGAGAACAGGCUUCAGCAAACAGCACAAGAGGAGAGCAUGAUUAAGCUUGUAGAGGAGAGACUUCAGGAGAAAGCCCAAAAUGAGGAGUCCCAACUGCAGAGCACUGUUUCUACCCUCACUCAGGAACUCCACACACUCCAGACACAGCACCAGGCAAUGUUCUGUGCUAUUCAGGAGACCCGUGCUGAGGUUCUGAAGGUGUCGGAUCAUGUGGCGAAUGCUUCUCAUCAAGGUCAUUUGAGUGAGGAGCUGCAGUGCAGCAGAGCUCAACUGGAGCAGGCCUACAAUAAGAGCGCCGCCCUGCUGGAUGAUCUGCGUGAGCAUGAGCAGUUGCUUCAGUACACCAGUGAGGCUCUGCUGGUGAAGGAGUCAGAAAUCACACGUCUAAAGACGAGGCUGUCCAGUAUAGAAAGAUCCACAAAGCUUCAGUUCAAUACUCCAAGCUCAGACAUCAGAUCUGACCUUUUCAACGUUACACGAACAACCCCAGAGGGAAUCAAAAGCUCCGUUCUUAGAGUGGACCAGUACACCAGACCAAACCAAUACACAACACCGUGACUCCACUGACCCUACAGAAGCAGGCAGGCACCAAAUACAAAUCCAGCCUGAGAUUCUUAAUCACUAACAGUGAAGAUACUCCUGAUUCAUUCUCAGAGCCUCAGUCACUUAGGUAUUGAACUUUCUAUUAUAAAUAAAACCUUGCUGCUUUCAUUAUU